Messenger RNA from Necator americanus (New World hookworm), 414 nucleotides. RefSeq lists its product as uncharacterized. The record is from RefSeq and is a predicted model, not a curated record. Bases 1 to 414 code for a protein of 137 amino acids. NCBI's taxonomy places the organism in Eukaryota, Metazoa, Nematoda, Chromadorea, Rhabditida, Ancylostomatidae. The transcript has a single exon.
AUGUCUGCAACCGAAAAACCGAAUAUUUCACACGAGACCACCAGUUCUACACCGAGUCUCACCAUCAGUGCUACAAUAGCGCAAGUUGUAAAGAAAAUGUUUGCGCAUCUCUCACUCUGGAAGAGAAGAUAUAUGAAUUCAGCACAAUCUCGAAUUCCAACCCAGGAUUUACGUUCUGCGUACCGAGCUGUUGCUAAUUUUGGUGCAACUGGUGUUUCCGCUGCACCUCUGCAUGUCUCUUCUACCGCUACUACGCUAAAACGACGUCAUCAACGAUCUAUCGAAUUUUUUCUUAUCCAUCUUGGAACGUCCAUGCAGAAGGAAUCAUUUAACUCACACACGAAGGACGGACUUUCACCGAAAACUUCAAACUCCGACCUGGAAUCCCGUUCACAUGGAACAACGUUCAAUUAA